CUCGUGAUAAGGAGUCCCAUUUUUAGUUAAAAGUAACCUUUGCACUUGCUUCCCUACGGAGUUAGUUCUGAGGCGAUCGACAGAGACCGGAGUGACUGUCUCUAUCAUCCCUGAUAAUGCCACCAAGACUCCGACCCAAGAAGACCUUCACAAAUUCCACCAAGAACUUGAAGGGUUCGAGGGAUUUCCGGAUCUAGUCGAGAAAGCCAAAUCAGCCAUGGGAAUCUCAACAUCAGGCAAGGCUUUUUCUAGGGACAGGCUUCGGGUAGAGAUAACAGGACCCGAUCGUCCCCAUCUUACCAUAAUCGACAUGCCCGGCCUCAUCCACUCGGAGACUAAACUACAAAGUGCGGCAGAUGUAAAGUUGGUCAGAAAGGUUGUUAAAGGGUAUAUGAAACAAGCCAGAAGCGUCAUUCUAGCUGUCGUUUCCGCCAAGAAUGACUUUGCGAAUCAGGUGGUUCUGAAUUUCGCUCGGGAGGUGGAUAAAAGGGGUAGUCGGACUAUGGGCGUAAUCACAAAGCCGGAUACACUAGUUCAGGGGUCCGGUAGUGAGGCACUCUAUGUUUCCCUGGCGAGGAAUAAUCAAGUCAACUUCGAUCUCGGCUGGCACGUCCUAAAGAACCUCGACUCGGAAACCCAGAAAGGGUCGUCACUCUUGGGCCAUCGCAAUGCCGAAGAGGCCCUUUUCUUUUCGAGGGGUGUUUGGAACGAGCUGCCCUCGUCGAUGCUGGGUAUUAAUGAGCUAAGGAAGAAGCUCAGCAAUGUAUUGCUCCGGCAGAUUGCUUUUGAACUGCCAAGUUUGAUCCGUGAGAUAAAUCUAAAGCUCGAUGACUCGCGAGAAGAUCUCGAGAAGCUUGGGGAGCCACGGCGCACUCUUGACGAACAGCGUCUUCGACUUCUACAGAUUAGCGAAGAGUUCCAAUCACUUGUAGAACGUUCCAUCAGCGGUACUUACAACAGUGCCUUCUUCGAAGACGCCGAAACAGAUCAAGGAUACCAAGAACGCAUUCGCGCGGUGAUACAAGCCUUGAACAAGGAAUUUGCGGAAGGUCUUGUGAAACGCGGCCACCGACGUGAGAUUGGCAGCGGGAAACAGGAGUCUCCUAAUGACCCCGAGCUGGUUACCAGGGACAAGUUCCUCGACCAUGUCGAGAACAUCAUGCAGAGGACCAGAGGCCGAGAGCUGCCUGGAAUCUUCAGCAGCAUGAUCGUAGCUGAUCUAUUCCAACAGCAGUCGUUACCGUGGGAGAGAAUUGCGCAAGGCCACGUCAAGAAGGCCUGGGAGGCGGUCGGAGAAUUCCUCGAACUGGUCGCCACCUACGUUGCCGAUGCGUCCAUCAGCGAUGCUCUCAUCGACAAAAUAAUACAGCCAGCUCUUGAUAAGCUGCUCGUGAAUGCCAAAAACAAGACUUCUAAGCUACUCGAUUCGCAUCGUCGGGUCCACCCGAUUACUUAUAACCACGAAUAUGCCGAGACCAUCCACGGCCACUGCUGUCGUUCAAAAGAUGAGAUCUCCAAGAUCGUCAAGAACUUUUUCGGACUCGCGUCCAUCGGAGGAAAUCAGUACUUAAAUAACAGCUAUUAUAAUUUUAAUACACUUGUGGAGAACCUAGCGAAGCAUAGCGGGUCGGGUAUCGAACGUUCCGCAGCUUGCGAAGCUCUCGACCGCAUGCUUGCCUACUACCAGAUUGCCCUCAAGCGUUUUAUCGAUAGCAUCGCCACCGAAGUUAUCGAGCAAAAGAUUAUCAUGCCCCUGUCCGACAUACUUUCCCCUGUGGCGGUCUUCAAGAUGUCACCAGACCUGGUGGAGCUCAUCGCUGGCGAGUCCCAGGAAAGUCGGACAAAGCGGGAAGAAUUGACAAAGAAAACCGAUGUUCUCCAGAGAGGGUUGAAAACUUGCAAACGGUUCGUCGAUUCUAAAUUGAAAGGCGAAUGGCCCCCCUUAGAAGGCAUCAAAACCGCCGUAGACCUAGAACAAGAUGACGAGAUAAUUGCCAUUACGGAUGGUUAUGAAACAUCAGAUGAGUGAGGAAGUCAGAAUGAAGUGUUGCUGAAUGGAGGCGCUUGGAUUUAUUCCUAAACUAUGGGACGGGAGCGAAUUACCUACCUACCUAGGUAGGGAUUCUAUUCCUGCCUUACUUCUACGGUAAUCUUCUCUGGCGAAUCAUGAUACAUGUCUGUGUAUUUUGUCAGAUCUACGAAGUAGAGUGUCAGGGAAAAUAGGGGAUGUGUCAUAACCUAUUGAUUACUGAGUACCACUUAGAGUCUUAGAUGCCUUCGCUACGUACCUGAUACACCAUUCAGGCUCGCGAGCUCGUUUAGGAGUAUCUUUUGAGAUAGCUCGACGCAAUAUCAUAAUCAUUCAAAGAUUUGACCCUAUUCGUCGAAUCGGGA
This is a messenger RNA of Annulohypoxylon maeteangense, 2394 nucleotides long. RefSeq names its product P-loop containing nucleoside triphosphate hydrolase protein. Gene Ontology annotation, cellular component: microtubule; cytoplasm; membrane. The coding region runs from base 218 to 2029 and encodes 603 amino acids. Gene Ontology annotation, molecular function: GTPase activity; microtubule binding; GTP binding. Lineage: Eukaryota; Fungi; Ascomycota; Sordariomycetes; Xylariales; Hypoxylaceae. The transcript is spliced from 3 exons. The record is from RefSeq and is a predicted model, not a curated record.